This is a messenger RNA of Corythoichthys intestinalis (scribbled pipefish), 2430 nucleotides long. It is a transcript of the gene hmgcll1, whose product is annotated as 3-hydroxymethyl-3-methylglutaryl-CoA lyase like 1. The transcript has 10 exons. Bases 83 to 1090 code for a protein of 335 amino acids. Gene Ontology annotation, biological process: ketone body biosynthetic process; L-leucine catabolic process. Lineage: Eukaryota; Metazoa; Chordata; Actinopteri; Syngnathiformes; Syngnathidae. The record is from RefSeq and is a predicted model, not a curated record. Gene Ontology annotation, molecular function: hydroxymethylglutaryl-CoA lyase activity.
UUAUUUCAUCUUGCUUCUGCAAAACGGGGGGUUGGAGAACGUUGUCCUGCGAAGUGAGGAAACACAAAGAGCAGGCCUCCGAAUGGGAAAUCUAUCCACAACGGUGAAACACUGCCUGAGCUAUGAGCAACUUAUCCAGGACUAUCCAUGGCUGAGACGUUGGCUGUUGGAGGAAGGAGAGACUGCUUCAGCGUAUCUGGAGAAUGUGAAAAUAGUCGAAGUUGGCCCCAGAGAUGGACUCCAAAAUGAAAAAGAAAUUGUUCCAACAGGCGUGAAAAUCCAGCUGAUAGACAUGCUCUCGGGAUCAGGCUUGCGUGUGAUCGAGGCCACCAGCUUUGUCUCCUCAAAGUGGGUGCCGCAGAUGGCCGACCACACUGAGGUUCUCAAGGGAAUCCACAAAGCACCUCAUGUUCAGUACCCUGUAUUGACACCCAACCUGCAAGGCUUUCAGGAGGCUGUUGCAGCCGGUGCUACUGAAGUGGCAGUAUUUGGCUCAGCGUCUGAAACCUUCAGCAUAAAAAACAUCAAUUGCUCUAUCGAUGAAAGCAUGCAGAGGUUUGACGAAGUCAUCAGGGGUGCAAAAGAGGAAAUGAUUCCAGUCCGCGGGUAUGUUUCCUGUGCCCUUGGAUGCCCCUAUGAAGGUCACGUUGAUCCUUGUAAAGUUGCCAAAGUGGCCAAGAAAUUAUAUGAGAUGGGAUGCUAUGAGGUCUCCCUGGGGGACACCAUAGGUGUGGGAACUCCAGGUUCCAUGUGCAAGAUGCUGCAGAGUGUGAUGAAGGAGGUUCCAGCCAGCGCUCUAGCAGUUCACUGUCAUGACACGUACGGCCAAGCAUUGCCAAACAUCCUCACUGCACUUCAGAUGGGAGUGCGCGUGGUGGACUCAGCAGUGGCCGGUCUGGGAGGUUGCCCGUAUGCUAAGGGUUCAUCUGGCAAUGUUUCAACAGAGGAUGUUCUCUACAUGCUCCAUGGCAUGGGCAUCCACACUGGGGUAAACCUGGCCAAAGUCUUGGAAGCGGGUGACUUCAUCUGCACCGCUCUAAAUCGCAAGACAAACUCCAAGGUUGCUCUAGCAAGACACACGAUGCCAUAAUCUUGUCUCUUCUACGUUUGAGUUGAUUUGAUAAUGAGGGCUUCGCCUAUUUUUUUCAUGUGUCUGCAUGGUUUGUAAUACAGGUUGGUCAUUUGGCAUUUAAACUAUAUUUAAUCUACAGUCUCGCUCUGCUAUUAGUACUGACUCAAUUGACUUGGGCACGCAAUAAUGGGUCUACAUUCUAAUAGGAAACUGCUUUGCAUACUGAAAUAAGCCAUAGAAGGAGGCAUACACAGUGGCCUUUUAGAGGCUCCAGUCAUCUUUCUAUUUUACAUCUCAUUUGCAUUCAUGUCAAGAAAAAACCCAGUAGAAAAUUGGUACCGAAUUAUUUUUUUAUACGUGUGUCCUCAUAAAAUUAUAAUGUAUUGCACAGCUUUGGUAUAUGUAUAUUCAGUAUGUCAUACUCCCAAGCGAUAUAUUAAAACUGUUUAGACCAAUCGGACACUCAGAUCUCCAUUUUCUGUGAUAAGCAAUUGAACAAGACAGGUUAAAGAAAAAAUAAAAAUAAAUAAUUCAAGAUUAGAUAUUGUUCAAAACAUGAUCUGAAAGCAUUUUUUUCUUGAUUUAGGUGAAAAAUAACCGACUUUUAGAUGUAUAGGCUUAAUAAGAACACAUGUUAAUAUUUACCAACAGUGAAUGGAAGAAUCUGACGCAUUAAUAAGUUAACCAGCCUUCAAAACUCAAAACAAGAUGAAAAUUAUUCAACUAGAUUCAAGAAGAAUUAACAGAUUAAGACGUUAUACUGUAUAUUUGCAGUGAGAAAGUUAGUAGAGGUCAAAACAGAUUUAUUUUGCAUCAAUCAUCAACCCUAUCAAUUAAUUAGGUUCUUAUUGGAGAGAAAUGUUGCCCUGAUUGCCGUUCACCCAAUCUGUAUAGUUUUAUUAAUUUCUCGUCCCCAGCAAAUUGUGUACAUUCAGGUUAUGAUUAAGGUUAUAUUGUCCCUACCAACAUUGAGACCAAACCUACGCCCUUGCUCGGAACCGAUUAGGCCAUUUACGUGGAAAACGCAUCUCUACUUACAGAAUUUUCAAGUUAAGAAACUAUUUCCAGAAGCAAUUAAGUUCGGAAGUAGAGGUACCACUGUACUAUAUGUGUGGUCCGCUUUCAUUUGUUACACUCGAACUUUUGACAUCAUGCCAGUUUCUGUUAGUUUUGAGCGUUGCUUUCACCUUGGGAAGCUAUUAGCCAGCUACCUUAUUGAGCAGCGUUCGUUUUUACCGCUGGACCGGUGCCACUAAUAGCCCAAGAUUUGGACCUUAUUUCCCUCUGUAUUAUUUUGCAACUAUUGAUGUAUGUUUUUGUAAGCAAAUAUGUCUUUAUUGAUUUACCUAAUAGCAUUA